Aphanomyces astaci is the source of this 3368-nucleotide messenger RNA. RefSeq lists its product as hypothetical. The transcript has a single exon. NCBI's taxonomy places the organism in Eukaryota, Oomycota, Saprolegniomycetes, Saprolegniales, Verrucalvaceae. The record is from RefSeq and is a predicted model, not a curated record. The coding region runs from base 103 to 3198 and encodes 1031 amino acids.
CCUGCGACCGCCCUUUUAUCAUUGUAACUUUGAGGGGGCGAUUGCUGCUUGUUCUUCUUUCGUCUGGCAUCGCAACCGGCUUGACAAGGCGACGGCACCACCAUGUUCAAGAAGAAUGGACCUCCCCUGAGCUCGCAGGAACAGGAGUACACUAACUAUGCGACCCCCGUGCGUGGAGAGGCUGAGGUGACGCGCCGUGUCGUCGAAGGCCGACCGACGGGCAACCCGGAAACGUCCGACCCGCGAGGCCCAACACAAGCUCCGGUCCAAAUGACUGAUGCCGCGGUCUUUGGCAACGGCAAGGACAACGUCAUUUCUGUGCACGGGUACAUGCACAAGCAAGGAAAGCGGUCGAUCAAAGGUCCGAUCCACAAGAGCUGGAAGAAGCGGUACUUUGCGCUGGAAAAGGCCAAGAUCUACUACUUUCAAACGCACUUGGAGUGCCGACAGUACUUUACGACUCGAAACGUCGACCUGGUCGUGGGUGCUAUCGACUUGAAGGACGCGCUGCAACUCCGUCCGUCGGCGCGUCUGGAUCUCCCAACCAAGGGGUUCGAGAUCCACACCAAGCGCCGCGUGUGGGUGUUGUGUCCCGAGAGCGACGAAGAAUACCGCAUGUGGUUCCAAGGCGUCGAGCAAGCGAUCGUCGCGAACGGCGCGGGCAACGUCAUCGAACGCAAGCUGCCAAACGUCCGCAAGUACGAGAUGAAGGGCACGGGCACGUAUCGCAUGCUGUAUGUGCUAUUCAUCCUUGCGGGGCUAGUGGAAGUGGCAGGCAUUGUGUUUUGGUUUGUCGUGGGGCUACAACCGUGCGACCAGGCGCGGCUGACCGUGUCGUGUGAGAUCAUCACGCAGCAGUCGAUGGACGACCUGCACUGCAUGAGUCAGCCAUUCAACGGCGUGUUCCGCCCGCCGCGCUGGUGGCUCAAGUUCGCCGGCGUCCAAGACGUGAUGUGCUUUGCCAAGCCCCCAAUCGCGCAAUGGGUGUCGUACUUUUCGUUGUUGGUGGCAGAAACGCUGAGUUUUGUGCUCAGUGCCAUCUACUACCUUGGCAUGUGGAAGCCCGUCCGUCGCGGCGCGCACUACCUGGACGAAUUCGAGCCCAAGCUGCCCGACGAGCAAUGGCCCAAGGUCGACGUGUUCAUCUGCCAUUACUCGGAACCCGCGGAAGAAACCAUCGACACGUUGGCCGCGUGCAUGAACUUGCAGUACCCGCCGCACUUGCUCCAGAUUUACGUGCUCGACGACGGGUACUGCAAAGCCAAGUGGACCAAGGGCAACCCCGUCCCCACGAUCGAGCUCAACAAGAGCGUGCUCGAAAGCGCCGGCGAUUUGCGCCAGGAAGUGGCCCAGUUCAUGUACGACCGCGUAUGCGACCCGAACGAAGACAUGGAAGUGUAUGCGUGGCGCAAGCUCCAUUCGGCCGCGAACCUCCCGACCGCGAGCCGUCCACGGGUGGUCAACCGCGCCGACUGCGCGGCCGGAUCGUUCCGCGACGACUACCGGUACAGCGGCCUCCCCCAUGUGACGUUUGUCGGCCGAGUCAAGCCUUCGACGCACUACUCCAAGGCCGGAAACAUCAACAACGCAUGCUACAACGAAGGCGCGAGCGGCCGAUACAUGGUGAUCCUGGACAAUGACAUGCAGCCGCACCCCAAGUUCAUCUUGGCGACGCUUCCGUUCUUCUUUGACUCGGAAGAUCGAUCCAACGCGGCCAAGUUUGCAUGCUGCACCACCGGCUGCAACCGCGUCGCGCGCAUGGUGUGCUCGUCGUGCAAGAUCGCGGGGGUACCCGAAGACCAAGUCAGCUACUGCUCGAAGCAGUGCUUUGAGAACGCCAUGCACACGUCGAGCGCACUCCACCGCCGCCAAGUGAACGGCACCAUGAGCGAGAAGCCCAACAAGGGGGCGUCCAAGCGAGUGUUGUACUGCAUGACAUGCAACAACGUGAUGGACACCCAUGGGGCGUGCAAGAUGUGCACCCAUCCCGCCGCCCCCGACAUGGAAGACGGCCUCGCGCAGUCGUCGUCGCCGUACUCGGACGCUGUCGCAGACAACGCUGUCGCGUUUGUGCAGACGCCGCAGUACUUUCGCGACUGCGUCCAGUUCCAAAUCGGUGACCCCCUCGGCCAUCGCAAUGCCACGUUUUACGAUGCGAUUCAAACCGGCCAAGAUGGAUACGACUGUGCGUCGUUUGCCGGGACGAACGCCAUCUUUCGCCGCGAAGCGUUGGACUCGAUCGGCGGGAUCCAGUAUGGCAGCUUGACAGAAGACUGUUAUACUGGCCAGCAACUGUGUGCGAUGGGGUGGAAGGGGCUGUACUUUCGCAAAGACUUUGAAGGCGAAACAUCCGAGCGCAUUCGGCUGGCCGAGGGGUUGAUCCCGGACAACGUUGCGAGUUCCCUCGCGCAGCGCAAGCGAUGGGCCAAAGGCAACUUUCAAAUCAUGCUCAUGAACAAAACCAAGAGCUACUUUGACAAGGACUGGAAGCGCCCGAGUACGGCCAUUCCCAACAACAAGAAAGCCAACGGGUUCAUGCGCAAGGUGUUUUACAUCAACUCGACCAUCUACCCCGUCAACUCGAUCAACGCGCUCCUGUUUUACUACAUGACGCUGUACUUUUUGUACACGGGGUACGCCCCCAUCUACAUGGCUGGCCUGCGCCUGCUCUACGCGUUGGUGCCCAAGCUGCUCAUCCAAGGCACCCUCUCGGCACUGAGCAACCGCAGCGUCGAGAACAACGACGUCGUGCGGUCCCAGGAGGCGUGGUUUGUGUACGCGUUCACGCACACGUCGGCCGUGCUCGAGACUUUCUGGUGGAAGAUCACGGGCAAGGAGCCGACGUGGUUUGUCACUGGCAGUUCGUCGCGCGGGUCGGCCACGGAGCUCCCGAACGUCCUCGUGUUCUUUGGGCUCGUGUUUGGCUGUGUGUGGUCGGUGAUUCGCUUCUUUGCCGCGUACAAUUCACUGCAGACGUCGCACGGCGCGUCGCUCUUGGCUGCGAGUCUCAUGAUGGGGCUGUACAUUGCCACCAAGCUUGGACCGAGUGUUCGCAUGAGCAUCCAAGAGUACUUUGGGUGGAGCUACCAGAGCUUGAUGGACCAAGGCAACUUUUUCGGCCAAUCCACGAUCGCGUUUGGCCUGGUCGUGAUUACCCUCUGGGUGUACAUGGAAAAACCCACGUCCAACCCGUUCUAACGUGGUCUUGUACUUACUCUAUCAUUUACAGUAAAUUCCAUCUUCAUUUUACGUACCAUAAGACAAUGCACGAUAAAAAACACACACGUUUGUCAAUCAUGUAUUACUUAUUAAUAGUAUAAUAUAUACGUAGUAGUUAGUAUUAAUAGUAUUGUGAAUAUAAACUUCCA